UUAGUGUUUCUGAUUGAUCUCAUUUAUACAGAAUGGCCCCUGGUGAGGUUUUCUCCUUUAAAGACUCCGAACUUCACUGUAACUUGCUCGCUCAGCUGAACAUUCUCCGUCAGGAGCGGAUCCUGACAGACGUCCUCCUCUGUGCGGAGCAUCAGGAGAUCCCCUGCCACAGGAACGUGCUGGUGUCUAGCAGCCCGUACUUUCGUGCCAUGUUCUGCAGCAACUUCCUGGAGAGCACUCAGACCCGUGUGAACCUGAAGGGAAUCUCUUCAACGGUCAUGAGAGGCAUUGUGGAUUAUGUCUACACAGGCCGCAUCAGCAUCACAAUGGAGAUUGUGCUCCCGCUGAUGCAGGCAGCAUCCAUGCUUCACUACGGGGUGCUGUUCGAAGCCUGCUCCUUGUUUCUGCAGGAGCAGUUGAGUCCAGAAAACUGUCUGAGCAUGAUCAGGCUCUCUGAGAUCCUGCACUGUGACAGUUUGAGGGACAAAGCAAAGGAGAUGGCCGUCAGGUGUUUCUCUGACGUCGCUGCCUCGGAGGACUUCUGUGAGCUGUCUCUCCCUGAGCUCAUGUGUUACCUAGAAGAUGAUCGUCUAUGUGCUGAGGAGGAGCAAGUGUUUGAGACCCUCCUGGCCUGGAUCCACCAUGACCCAUUCUCGAGAAGUGGGGCCAUCCAUGACCUCUUCAAGAAAGUCCGUCUGCGCUACAUUCACCCAACCUACCUCUUCCAGUUCAUCGCCAAUGACCCCUUGGUCCAGUCGUCCACACUUUGCACUGAGAUCAUCGAGUCAGUCCGUCGCCUCAUGCUGACAGUCAGCACCAAGUGCAGUCGGGAACUCAAGCCACUUUGGACCACACCGCGCAGGUACACCUGCAGGGAAACACUGGUGGUGGUCGGCGGACGGAAGAACAACGAACAAACGUCCAGAGAAGCGUUGCUCUACGACGAAAGGACUCACCGCUGGCAGUGGUUGGCCAAGCUGCCUCUGAGACUCUACAGAGCUGCGUACGUCUGCAUCCACAGCAUCCUCUACGUCCUGGGAGGCCUCAACCUCUGCAUGGCAUCAGGCGACAGCUCAGUCAGCGCCACAGUUUACCCUCUUUCUCCAAAAACCAACCAGUGGAGAACUGCCGAGCCCAUGUCUGAGCCCCGAUACGCCCACCAGAGUGUCUCCUAUCUGCACUUUAUCUUUGUGUUGGGGGGCAUUGGGGCAGACAAGAAAAUCUCUCAGUCUGUGGAGAGGUACAACAGCAUGUUUAAUCAGUGGGAGGUCAUGGCACCAAUGCCCACAGCUGUGCUGCACCCAGCUGUGGCUGCCAGUGAUCAGAGGAUCUACGUUUUUGGAGGCGAGGACGCCAUGCAGAACCCAGUCCGACUGAUCCAGGUCUAUCAUAUUGCUCGCAAUUUGUGGUCGAGGUUAGAGACGAGGACAGUGAAGAAUGUCUGUGCCCCUGCUGCUGUCAUUGAGGACAAGAUCUUCAUCAUAGGAGGCUAUACCCGACGAAUGAUAGCCUACGACACCAAGGGCAACAAAUUUGUCAAAUGUGAGAAUCUGAAGGAGCGUCGGAUGCAUCACAGCGCCACCGUGAUCAACAACAAGCUCUACAUCACGGGAGGACGUAUCCUCAACGGCCAUGAUGUCAUCGAGGACUCGGACUGCUUCGAGUGCUACGACCCAAAGACGGACGUUUGGACCUCGAAGGGUUCCUUACCCUACAAACUGUUUGACCAUGGCUCUCUGCCUCUGGUCUGUGUUUCCAACAGACCAAACCCACCAUGACUGUUCCUCAACUCUCUGCUGCCCAGAUUUCUCACCCUCCAUCUGAACAAUAGGAAAUCUCCAAGUAAACGGUCAAAAAACAGUCUCUGCUAAUCAGAAUAAUCUGUGCUGACAUGCAGAGAUGACAUUUGUGUUGGAAAACAGCCCUAGAGGUCCCAACCUGCAACAACAGCUCAGACAACUAUGUUCAGUAAAACCAGCAGUUCAUUCCAUUGGCUGCACGGUGCUGCACUGAUGUUUACCAAAGAGGUUAAUGUUUUCAUUUAGUCACAAAAUGCAUUUAAACUUAAAUACCUUAGAU
This is a messenger RNA of Cynoglossus semilaevis (tongue sole), 2079 nucleotides long. RefSeq names its product kelch-like family member 38a (gene klhl38a). Bases 33 to 1778 code for a protein of 581 amino acids. The transcript is spliced from 4 exons. Lineage: Eukaryota; Metazoa; Chordata; Actinopteri; Pleuronectiformes; Cynoglossidae. The record is from RefSeq and is a predicted model, not a curated record. Gene Ontology annotation, molecular function: protein binding.